UUCGCCGGGGCGGCGGGCGCCUGCGCAGUUCCGAGCGUCGGCGGUUCAGCCCUGGUGAAUGGGGCGGUCCGCCCGCGGCGGCCGGAUGGAGGGUCCCAGCGGUUCGGAGGUCACGGCGGAGGCGGGCCGGGCAGAGGGCGAGCCGGAGGCGAAGAAGCGGCGGCUUCUCUGUGUGGAGUUUGCUUCCGUCGCGAAUUGCGGCUCCGCCGUGGCUCAGUACUACCUGGCCGAGAACGACUGGGAGAUGGAAAGGGCGCUGAACUCGUACUUCGAGCAGUCUGUGGAGGACGGCGCCCUGGAAAGCCUCCCUGAGACCCCGGCGGGGCCCGGGUCCUGUGUUGAUCUAACGAAUGAAGAAACAACAGAUUCCGUCAGUUGUAAAACCAGCACAUCUGAAGGUACUCAGCAGGAAGAUGGCAGCACGUUCUCUUUCAUUACCUGGAAUAUUGACGGGCUGGAUCUAAACAACCUGCAGGAGAGGGCUCGAGGGGUGUGUUCCUACCUAACUUUGUACAGCCCAGAUGUGGUAUUUCUCCAGGAAGUCAUUCCCCCUUACUGUAGCUACCUAAAGAAGAGAGCAAAUAGUUACGACAUUAUUACAGGUCAUGAAGAAGGAUAUUUCACAGCUAUAAUGUUGAAGAAAUCAAGAGUGAAAUUUAAAAGGCAGGAGAUUAUCCCUUUUCCAAAUACAAAAAUGAUGAGAAACCUUUUGUGUGUGUAUGCAAGUGCAUUGGGAAAUGAACUUUGCCUUAUGACUUCUCACUUGGAGAGCACCAAAGGGCACGCUAAGGAACGAAUGAACCAGUUAAAAAUGGUUUUGAAGAAAAUGCAAGAGGUUCCAGAGUCGGCUACGGUUAUAUUUGCAGGAGAUACAAAUUUAAGGGAUCAUGAAGUUACCAAAUGUGGUGGUUUACCCAGCAACAUUUUGGAUGUCUGGGAAUUUUUGGGCAAACCUAAGCAUUGCCAGUAUACAUGGGACACGCAGAUGAACUCUAACCUUGGAAUAUCUGCAAUUUGUAAGCUUCGUUUUGAUCGAAUAUUUUUCAGAACAGCAGCAGAAAGUGGUCAUAUUGUUCCCCAAAGUUUGGACCUCCUUGGGUUGGAAAAACUGGACUGUGGUAGAUUUCCUAGUGAUCACUGGGGUCUGCUGUGCAACUUAGAGGUGAUAUUGUGAAAUGCUUUUCAAAUGAGCUUUACAUCUGAGUAAUUUCAUUCUGGAUUUUUGCAAAUGUAAUUUCUACCUGUCUGGAAAGGUAGGUUUAAUAUGGAGGAAUUAAUAUACUAGAUCGCUGUAACAGAAGAAAACACUACUGUGAUUUUAUUUUGUGUACUGUGUCCUCAUAUUUCAGAAGUAAAUAUGGAUGUUUACUUAAAUUCAAGCAUACCUGGUGUUGAGAACAUGAGACUUCUUCAGACAAGGCCACCAGGACGGCUGGAGCUUUUUACAGUGCUCACAGCUGCCUGCUGGUUCUCAAGCGAAGCCACACCGUCUCUGUCUGGGCUCGCGUUUGUGUUCUGUUGAUUGUUAAAAUCAGGCACCAAAUAGUUUAUAUUUUAAGUAAAUCUUUAAAAAUAAAAAUGCGAGGUGACUGAGUUUGGGGGAUUGGAUCUUUUCGUUAUAUUUUACAAAUUCAGAUAAUCGUAAAUGAAAAAGCCAUGAUUAUGUACGUUUAUGUAGAUGACAGCUGUCCACAGCAGACUUUGUCUUCGUCAGCGAACAGCACAUAAUUGCUAAGCUCUACGUGAAACCUUAGGAUUUGAAAUUUUUCAACUUUUUAAUAAGUGUUUGUCAACGUGUCACCAUUUGCGUUGCUGCCAACAGAGGCAAAAUUAGGCCUGAUAAUGAUUAAAGGCAUUGGAUUUUUUUCCCUAAGAAAAAUGAAUGUAUAAAGAGAAAUAGUUUUUUAGUUUUACUUCUUACAAAAUUGACUUAUUUUACAGGAGAGGGAUAAGGAGCACUUUUAAAUGUGCUUUAAGGAAACAUUUUUAAGAGAAGUGUACUUUAAAUAAAGAAUUUUACUUGUUUAUAGUUU
This is a messenger RNA of Hyaena hyaena (striped hyena), 2033 nucleotides long. RefSeq names its product tyrosyl-DNA phosphodiesterase 2 (gene TDP2). The transcript is spliced from 7 exons. Gene Ontology annotation, cellular component: cytoplasm; PML body. Lineage: Eukaryota; Metazoa; Chordata; Mammalia; Carnivora; Hyaenidae. Gene Ontology annotation, biological process: double-strand break repair. The coding region runs from base 59 to 1174 and encodes 371 amino acids. Gene Ontology annotation, molecular function: protein binding; single-stranded DNA binding; 5'-tyrosyl-DNA phosphodiesterase activity. The record is from RefSeq and is a predicted model, not a curated record.